Molecule: messenger RNA, 731 nt
Organism: Tachysurus fulvidraco (yellow catfish)
Lineage: Eukaryota; Metazoa; Chordata; Actinopteri; Siluriformes; Bagridae
Product: secreted Ly-6/uPAR domain-containing protein 2-like
Exons: 4
Coding region: 426-698 (90 amino acids)
Source: RefSeq, a predicted model, not a curated record
GAUGUGAAAUGAAUAAUUAACAUUAGAGAAACUCGCGACUAGGAGGGUGGGAACUUUCAAUAGGUGUGCAUUCAAAGACAAGUACAGUCACGAUUAGCUCUGUUUUAUCUACAUAUUCUUAGGCUAAUCUUCAGCAUGCACACAUUUCUGAACAAAUAUAUAGAUUAGUAAAUAUUUACAUUUUCCUAUUUCUAACAUUUAUUUAACACUUUGCCCCUCAGGUACACCACCCCAUGCUAAACUUAACAAUUAGAAUGAAUAAAUAUUAUAAAUCACAGGACUAGAGAAGCAUGUGACCAGGAGGGUGGGAACCUGACCAAGAGGCUCAUUUAAAAGAGGAAUGAUGAACCUGUGGGAUGUAGAACAGGUGCACAGUUCAAGCUCAGAGACUAAUUUCAUACUGUAGUGUGUAACGCUCAAGAAUCAUGAAGAUGCUGCUUGUGACUCUGGCUCUUGCCCUUCUGCUGACCAGUGGUUCUGCCCUUAAAUGUCACAAGUGUACUCCUGAUGGAAAAUGUUCUAUUGUAACCUGUACCAGUGGUCAAGACACCUGUGUUGCCACAAGGGUGUUUACCCCCAGUGGUUCAUUUGUUGGAAAGAGAUGCUUAACACGGGCUCAGUGUUUGCAGUUGCAGAAAACUAACAAAUUUCCUGUUGCAUGCUGUGGGACGGACCUUUGCAAUAAAAUUGUUCCAUGAAAAUCUCAUAGGAAGUAUGAUUAAUGAUCUACA